ACGGCGACGCAAGAACAGCUUUCGAAAAGCGCUUUGAGUUUUUAUUUAUUUUCCUCCCGUGAAACGCGCUCCUUUUUCCGUUUCCAGUUUCCUGUUUUGUUCGCCCCUCUCUCCUGCUGUGUGUCCUCGUAUGCGUUCCCGCCCCUGUACGGCUGUCCCUUGUGCGGUGCGCCGCCCUUCAUUUCCGCGCCCUUAGCCAAGCUAAUCUCCAAGUUGCGAAGACGAACCCAUCCGCCCGUCGGUGUUGUGCGCUGGUGUGUUCGUCCCGUUUUCAUUCAUUCAGUCCGUUGCGAGCAUUCCUCCGUUCUCCGUCUGACCGUUGGUUCGUGUCGUGUUCUCUCGAGUGGAACCGUGUGUGUCACCACAUACUCACACACACACGCAGACGUGCGCGCGUUCGCACACAGACCACUACCACCACCACCAUCAGCCUGUGAGCUCGCCGAGGGUCUAGUAGUCUGUUUUUGUGUGUUUCGAACGUCGAACGCAACCGUCCUCCAGUGCUGGUUCGGGCGGUACGGGCCACCGUUUCGUUUGCGGUCUCGCAAAGAGGCGAAGAGAACAGUGUGUGUGCGUGUGUUUCCAAAUCCAAAUCAAUUGCAGCUGCUUGGAAUUGGCCUGCAAUUGCUGCACCGACUGUAUGCACUUUGGCUGUGACGGAAUGGUGCAGCCCCGUAGCAUUCUUUCGCACGAGACGUGAGCAACCGCAAUCCCUUCAUCACAAACACCGUUCGUCCGUCGCUUGCUGUGCACGGGAACGCAGUCGGAGUCUCUUGUGUGUAUGUGUAUGUGUGUUUGUGCCAAGGAGAAGGUGUGUAGGGGAGUGUAGCGUUGCUGUCGUCGUUGUGAAUGAGCAGUGUGUGCAUUGACUGUGUAGAAAGUGGCCGUGGAAAACUGAAGAGCCCAUUUCGAGGGAAUUGAAAACAACGGGCUUUUCAACGGGCCUUGUGCCGGAAGCCAAAACUGCCACCGGCGCGCGUUUGUGUAUAUGUGUAUGUGUGUGUGCGUUUGUGCGUCCGGUCCCAUCCGUGUUUUCUGUGGUGAUCGCGUCCGACAGUGAUCCCCGCCUUGCCCGCUGGCUGGCUGGCUGGCCCCCAAUCUUCCCGGAGUGUUGUUGGGCGCACAGCAGUGUGUGACGUUUACACUUUGCUACCGUUUCUGCCAGACGGCGGAAAAAGUGAGAAGAAGGAAAGAAAAUGUAACAAAGCGUACGUGAGAGCGAGCGUGGGAAAGAGAUAGAGCGAGAGUGAGUGCGUGUGCAAUUGCGAUCGCGUUUGAUCGUGUGUGCUCUGGGAGCGAGAGAGAGAGCGAGCAAAGGAGAAGGAAGAGGUGCAUUUUUGAUCGACCCUUUUUGCACAAUACUCUGCAAACCUGUGUGUGUGUGUUUUGUGCGUGAGUGUUUGAAUGUUGGUAAAAUAAGAAGAAACAGGGCCGGGGGACAAGAGAAGCAUCCCCUAAUCCCCGGAUCAUAUUCGCAAAGCAAAGCGGAAGAAGGCAAAACAACAACGAAGGAACGUCAGUUAGAAGUUGGUGGUGUUGUGUGUUAUUUUCUGUGCGUUAAGUGGUGAAGGAAUUCCCUGGCGGCAGAGCGAGAGAGAGAGCGAACAAAGGCGAAGCAGCGCAGCAGCCUCGAUCGAGCGCGCGAGUGAACGAGAGGGAGCAUCGCGCGCGCGGAGGAGCGCCCUCGGAACACAACACACACUCAUCUCAAAAUGGCGGAUUCAUAUUAUCAGGGCGAUUACAUCAAGCAUCCCGUGCUGUACGAGCUGAGCCACAAGUACGGCCUGCCGGACAAUGUGUCCGAGCAGCUGCUGCCGGACCGGCUGGAGGAGAUCAAGGAGGCGAUCCGGCGUGAGAUCCGCAAGGAGCUCAAGAUCAAGGAGGGCGCCGAGAAGCUGCGCGAGGUCGCGACGGAUCGCCGCUCGCUGUCCGACGUGGCCUCGAUCGUGAAGAAAAGCAAUAACAAGCUGGCCGAGCUCAAGUCGGAGCUGCACGAGCUGGAAAGCCAAAUCAUCCUCACACAGGGCAACAGUGUCAGCAACAAUGGUGGCCACGAUCCAAUCCUGUCCACCGUCAUCCCGAGCGGGCCAGAGUUUACCGCCAACGAUAAGCUGCUCAUAUCGCUCGAGAAGCAGCUCAGCAUUGAGACGAAGGUGAAAAACGGCGCCGAAAACAUGAUCCAAUCCAUCUCCAGCGGACACCACGGUCGUGAUAAGAAGCUACUGGCCGAGGCACAUCAGAUGCUGGCCGACUCGAAGGCGAAAAUCGAAUACCUCCGGCUGAAGAUACUGAAGGUGCGCCAGAACAAGCUCAGCAGCAAGGGCUCGGAGGAGAAUGGCGGCGAGUCGGCAAACGCGGCCAAACAGCCGCAGGAGCUGGAAACGUCGCUGGACGAUCGCAUCGAGGAGCUGCGCCACCGGCUGCGGAUCGAGGCGGCCGUUGUGGACGGUGCGAAGAACGUUAUCCGCACGCUCCAGAGUACAAAGACAAUCGACAAAAAGGCCCUGCAAGAGGCUCAAGGUCGCCUAUCGGAAUCAUCGCGCAAGCUCGACCUGCUGCGGAAAGCGCUCGAGCUCCGGCGGCUGGAACUUCCCCCGGACUGUCCGACGGCACAGCAGCUGAAAGCGGAGCUGCAAAAUGUGCAAGCGUCCAGCCCGGGCCCGGUCCAGUACACGAUGCGCAACUCGUUCCGGGGCAGCGCCCAGGGCCGGCCCGCCCACAGCCAGCAGUCGUUUAGCCGGUGUGCGGCCGUCACCGGCAAGCUGGAGGUGCGGCUGAUGGGCUGCCAGGAUCUGCUCGAGGACGUGCCGGGGCGAUCGCGCCGCGACAAGGACGCCGGCUCGUCCAGCCCGGGCGAUCUGAAAAGCUUCGUCAAGGGCGUCACCAGCCGCAGCUCGUCCAAAAGCUACAGCGUGAAGGACGAAACGUCGUCCGAGAUCAUGGCGGUGAUCAAGCUGGACAACAUCACGGUCGGCCAGACGUCGUGGCGCCCGUGCUCGCAGCAGGCCUGGGACCAGCGGUUCAGCAUCGACUUGGACCGGUCGCGCGAGCUCGAGAUCGGCGUGUACUGGCGCGACUGGCGGUCGCUCUGUGCGGUCAAGUUCCUGCGCCUGGAGGAGUUUAUCGACGACAUACGGCACGGUAUGGCGCUGCAGCUGGAACCGCAGGGCGUCCUGUUCGCCGAGAUCAAGUUCCUCAACCCGAUGAUCUCGCGCAAGCCGAAGCUCCAGCGCCAGCGCAUGAUCUUCAACAAGCAGCAGGUGAAGAACAUUCCGCGCGCCAAGCAGAUGAACAUUAACGUGGCGACCUGGGGCCGGCUGCUGAAGCGCAACACGACCAGCAGCGGCAGCAGCAGCGGUCCGACGACGGCCGGUGCAGCUGGAGCCGGUACGCCCUCGCCGGGCAGCGCAACGGCACCGAUGGCGGGUAUGAUGGCAAACCAAACGCAACAUGGGUCGGCGGGCACAACCACUCCCUCUACGCCCGGCUCGUACGAUCCGCUGCAGGACGAUCCGGUGGAAACGCUGGGAGAAUCGGCCGACCAUAACGUCGUCGGACUCGGCGGUGGACGUCCUCUCGGUAUCCACGGAGUCGGCGUACUGCCGGAAAGCCCCUCGUCCCACUCCCUGCAGAAUCAGGGCACACCGAUGGUGGGGCGGCCCGUUCCACCGCCACAGUCCAUCAGCACGCCGUCCAGCUUCCGGCAGCCGAAAAAGCAACCGAUGCCAUCACCGCGGCAAGCGACACCACCAAAAAUCGAUCCCGAGUUGGAGUACGCGUUAAGCAAGUUCGAUUUCCUUCACCAGCACGAUAGUCUUGGUGGUGUUAGUUUGUACGAUAAACAGCCACCGUUGCCGGUAACACCGCCGCCAUCAUCAACAGUCGCCAGCAGUGGAUAUAUAAACAAUUGUGAUAGCACCAACAACAACAACAACAGCAGCAACUACAUCGAAGAUGACGAAGUGCCACCGUUGCCAGCCACACCGCCCCCAGUGCUUCGUUCCACCAGCCAAAUUAGUCAGCCGGCGGGCGCGCUGGCGGCCGGGGCAACCUCACCAGCAGUAUUACAAAAGUCCCUGUCCGGGGAUCUACUACGUCCGGUGCUGUCGAUGCCACCGCCCGUACUGUACGGCGGCGGGUACAACCGGGACAGCUACUACAGUACGGUCUCGUCCACGGGCAGCCCGAUCGUGGAGGAACCACCGUCGCCGGCCCCUAGUCAGUACCAGCAGCAGUACGCACCGUUCCCGGAGGAUGAUCUUACGUACGACAACAUCAUUGAGAUCCUUCCGUUCGAACAGCUCACGAUCGGAGGCAAUGUGGUGCCACCGCCACUGCCACCCCAUCACCAUCAUCCGUCGGCCACGCUGAUGAGCCAGCAGGCAUCGCUUGCUGCGGCGGCCGCCCUCCAAGCGCAACAGCAGCAGCAACUCUAUCAGCAGCAGCAGCAGCAGCAGCAGCUUCUACUACAACAGCAGCUGCAGCAACAGCAACAGCAACCAGCAGUAGUACCACCUUCCCUGUUGGCCCAGCAACACGCUGCCGCCGCCGGUCAAGCAUCCAGUUCCGGCAUGGUUGACGUUGGUGCCGCAUCGGGCGCCGUCGGUCCGCCGGUGAAUCGACGUCCGGCCGGUGGACCGGCCCGUGCCCUCCAGUAUCGGGACAGCGCGUACGAAAGUCGCCGCCAGUCGCAGGCGGGAGCGAUGGCGGGUGCACCGGGCGCUGGCAUGUGCAUGGACAGCUUCCGGCUGCUGAGCGUGCUGGGGCGGGGCCACUUCGGCAAGGUGAUACUGGCGCAGUACAAACACACGGGCGAAUAUUUCGCGAUCAAGGCGCUGAAGAAGGGCGACAUUAUUGCGCGCGACGAGGUGGAAUCGUUGCUGAGCGAGAAGCGCAUCUUCGAGGUGGCGAACACGAUGCGCCACCCGUUCCUGGUGAACCUGUUCUCCUGCUUCCAGACCGAUCAACACGUCUGCUUCGUGAUGGAGUACGCGGCCGGCGGUGAUCUGAUGAUGCACAUCCACACGGACGUGUUCUCGGAACCGAGGGCCGUCUUCUAUGCGGCGUGCGUCGUGCUCGGUUUGCAGUAUCUGCACGAAAGCAAAAUCAUCUACCGCGAUCUAAAGCUGGACAAUCUUCUGCUGGAUACGGAAGGUUAUGUAAAGAUCGCUGACUUUGGUUUGUGCAAGGAGGGUAUGGGUUUCGGUGACCGGACGGGUACGUUCUGCGGUACGCCCGAAUUCCUCGCCCCGGAAGUGCUGACCGAAACGUCCUACACCCGUGCCGUCGACUGGUGGGGUUUGGGUGUGCUGAUCUUCGAGAUGCUCGUCGGAGAGUCACCAUUCCCGGGCGAUGAUGAGGAGGAGGUGUUUGAUUCGAUCGUCAACGAUGAGGUUCGCUAUCCCCGGUUCCUGUCGCUCGAAGCAAUCGCCAUUAUGAGAAGGUUGCUGCGUAAGAAUCCGGACCGUCGGCUCGGGUCGUCCGAACGCGAUGCCGAGGACGUGAAGCGGCAGGCCUUCUUCCGCAACAUUGUCUGGGACGACCUAUUGCUCAAGAAGGUGAAGCCACCGUUUGUGCCAACGGUUCGUUCCGCGGAAGAUGUGUCCAACUUUGACGAGGAAUUCACGUCCGAAAAGCCCGCCCUAACGCCACCGAAGGAUCCGCGCGUGCUCACCGAGGUGGAGCAGACGUACUUCAAGGACUUUACCUACAUGGCCGAUUGGUGUUGAGAGAGAGAGAGAGAGGAGACAAGAUGAGGACGCUUCUUCGUCUUCUUACUCGAUUGUGUUACAGCUAGCAUAUAUUGUAAAGAGAAAAUAAGAGGCGAACACACACACACUCCAAAACGCGCGCAAACCCCUCUCGAUGGCAAAAUGAUCAAUAGGCAGGGACAAACACAAAUGAGAUGGGAACGCGCCGUGUCUGUGUCUGUGUGUGUGCCUUUAAACGAUGGAUCGCAGGGUUUGCCACUGCGCGGAACGUUCUAGAUUGGAGAAGAGUAGUAAAGGGGAAUUAGAGGAUGGGUUUUGGAUAAGAAAAAAAGCAAAAAGCAACAAACGUAACACCACACGUUCGAUACGGACACAUACGGCGACGGCAGCAGCAGCUUCGUGUUAGAUAAGAGAUAAAAGUUUACCUGUUACGCGUACCGCGAGAUUAAAGAAUAAUGCCCGGUCGAACAAGAUUGGAUAAAGAAGCUCCACUUCUCCUCUAACCUAUUUUGGUAAAGUGACGAGAGAGGACAUUCAAACAGCUCAACUCGCACCAAGUGGCAAUUGGUUUUUCUUUAUUUACACGUUUGUGUUUUCCUUACUAAUUCAUUCACACACACACACACACACCGUCGUCCACCGUUCACCACUUUCACCACUGCGUGUAGUUUCUGUGUAGUUGUGUUUUGUCUCUUUUGUUUGUGUGUUCUAUGUCCUUUUUGGUUGUAAUUAUUGUUUAUUAAGUGGUAUUUCUCCCUUAACAUACGUUCGUUUCCAUUAUCCUGUUGUAAUAAUUGUGCAGAAAGCAACACAGUAAAACAAAAGUAGACUGAAAAUCCUCCUCCGCAUCAUACAAAAAAAAAAUGGAAAACACAAAGACAAAUGUAUGCAAAUGGUGUAUGUGUGUACGUAUGUGUGUUUUUUUUAUAAAGCAAAAACAAUAGAACACACCAGAAAGCACAGCACUAAACAAUGUAACAUGAUAAGAAAGGAAAGAAACGAGUUAAAAAGAAGAGAGAAAAAAAGAGCAAAUAGGGCGAGAGAGAGAGAAAGGGAGAGAGAGAAAAAAGAGAAAGCUGUUAAAUUGCGCUAGUUAGAUGAAAUUAGGUUUAUUUCUCUUGUAAGUAGGACUUAUAUCUAUCUCUAUUAUAUAUAUAAAUACUUGUUACGUUUCACGUGUUACGUUCAACAUACAUAUAUAUGCGCUAGAUAGAAGAAGCUGUGUUCAAGUGUGUGUGUGCGUGUCUGUGUGUGUUUUUCUGGGACAAGUCGUGUCCCGAUUAAAAGCGCAUCAAAACACACUCACACCCACACGCGCGGUGAGGAAUCGAAAGCUACAGUAAUGUGUUAGGGCUUCAGUACAGGUUUAUUUACAGGUAACAUUGUGCAUAUAUGUGCGUCAGAAAACCCGUACCCCUCCUCUCCCUCCUCUCCUGUUAUGCCAACCCCCUUUGGGUGGUAUGCUGGGAGGGUUGGGGUUGAGUUGAUUUUUUUUUUUAAUUCGCGAUGAUGGAGUUGAUGCUGUAUUUAAUCGAUUGUGUUUGAGACGGUGUGUGCGUGUGUGUCUGUGUGGGUCUUAGUGAGUGAGUAUUUGCCGGUAAUUAGAGAGAAGAACAAGUGAAGGGAUAGUUCCCACACAGAUGCACACAUACACACCCACACACACACAUCGCAUGUAUCGAUGUGUAUUUUUGAUGAUCAAAAAACACCAGCGCGUGAUUAGUUAUCGGAAUACAUUGUACAAUGGUUAUUUAAAGUCAACAUAUUGA
This is a messenger RNA of Anopheles arabiensis, 7480 nucleotides long. It is a transcript of the gene Pkn, whose product is annotated as serine/threonine-protein kinase N. Gene Ontology annotation, molecular function: small GTPase binding; ATP binding; protein serine/threonine kinase activity. Lineage: Eukaryota; Metazoa; Arthropoda; Insecta; Diptera; Culicidae. The record is from RefSeq and is a predicted model, not a curated record. Gene Ontology annotation, biological process: protein phosphorylation; signal transduction. The transcript is spliced from 12 exons. The coding region runs from base 1713 to 5729 and encodes 1338 amino acids.